AUGGCCACAGAAUCCAGGAUGGUCGACAUUCCUUUAUGCAGCCCCACAGCCGGUGCCAAAGCCGAAUUGCCGGGUGUACCUAGGGUAAAAUAUAAACUGGGUUUUGACAGUUAUGCAUUAUAAUAUUUAUAGCUGAGAUUUCGCGACUUCAAGUUCCAACAGCGUCAUAUUUGUGUAGCCAUUUCCAUUGCCGCAGGGCUUCUUUUUAUUGGAGUAAUUGUUGGGCUGGUCUUGACAAGGACAUUUGGGAGGAAAUACGUUGAAGAUGCCGCUUUCCUGAAUCAAGAUAUCCAUUGGCAGCACACUUGUGAGCCAAAGUGUUCCGGAAAGUGGGUGUCUUAUGUCAUCACAGUUACUUUUAAGAUUUUAAUUAAUUUGCAAUUUAUUCUAGGUUUGAUGUGCCCCCAUUAUUACUGAUUAGUCUUGAUGGAUUUCGAGUUGAAUACCUAACACGUCAGCUGACUCCAGCCAUCUCAAAAAUACUUCAGUGUGGAAGUAAUGCCACUUAUAUGUAUCCAACUUUCCCCUCCAAAACCUUCCCCAAUCAUCUGGCCAUUGUCACCGGGUUAUAUCCAGAAAGUCACGGGAUUGUGGGAAGCCAUUUCAUGGAUUUUAAUAUCUCCCAGGAACCAUUUACUCCUAGAACAAGGAAUCCAGUAUGGUUUAACGGGGAACCUGUGAGAUCUUUGACAUUUUUGAUGACCAAAUUGUUAUUCAAAUGUUUGCAAAAAUCAUUUCAGAUCUGGAAUACAGCCAAAAAGCAUGGCAAAAAAUCGGCGACGUUCUUCUGGCCCGGAUCUGAGGUCUACAUUAACGGCGGGAGACCGACUUUCAUCGUGAAUUACAAUAGUUCCAUCGCCUUUUCGAAACGAGUAGAUCAGGUAAAGACAGUAAAGUAG
Messenger RNA from Bursaphelenchus xylophilus (pine wood nematode), 899 nucleotides. Lineage: Eukaryota; Metazoa; Nematoda; Chromadorea; Rhabditida; Aphelenchoididae. The record is from the annotation of a GenBank genome assembly.